Elephantulus edwardii (Cape elephant shrew) is the source of this 300-nucleotide messenger RNA. It is a transcript of the gene CFAP141, whose product is annotated as chromosome unknown open reading frame, human C1orf189. The record is from RefSeq and is a predicted model, not a curated record. The coding region runs from base 1 to 300 and encodes 99 amino acids. The transcript has 4 exons. NCBI's taxonomy places the organism in Eukaryota, Metazoa, Chordata, Mammalia, Macroscelidea, Macroscelididae.
AUGUCUUUGGAAAACACAAGAGUAGAAGAGAAUUUUCAAAGAGCUGUAGAACUUAAGAAGAUUGCCAGGUGGCAAGAUUCACAUGCUCACUGUCUGUGGGAUAUGACCCUGAGUCAGAGGAGAUACCCAUAUGCCCUUCUAAGGAUACAGGACACAAUAGGGCAGGAGUUGGCACUAGCCAAUAAACAGCUACUGAUGGUCCGUCGAGCUGCCCUGCACCAGCUGUAUGAAAAGGAAUAUCAGCAGUAUCAACAAGAGCUAAAUCAAAUGGGAAAAGCAUUUUAUGUGGAGAGACUAUGA